UUACUAUUUCAGAUACAUUUUGUCCCUAUAACACUGAAAACUUUGUGUGAGUGCGUGUGUGGAGUCCAAUUCGCCAAAAAAAUGCCUUCAUAAACCAAAAACACUCCCUAAAAAUCUAAAAAUGUCAAUAAAUGUCCUGAUGAGGGUACAAAUUGUGCCGAAAAGUGUGAAAAAAUUUUAAACAAACUUUCGUUCUGUCAUUUAGAGCCGGGAUCUUUUAAUAUAAAUAGAUUUUCUAGUUUAAGUAAAUUCCAAAUGGCUCCAACUGCAACGAUGAUUUCACAACCAAGUUUAACCAUUGUAAAGCGUCAACCCGAUUAUAACGGAAAUACGAAUUCGAUAUAUCAUCAUCAUCCUCACUCCUCAUACACAUCUUCACCGAAUUGGUAUCAAUAUUUAACCAUAGAACAAGGAUUAGAUUCAUAUUCAGUACAGCCUAAGUUGUUAUCUCCAAGUCCGGUUUGGAAUUCGUAUCCAACACCGCAAUAUAAUUAUUCAAUUUAUAAUAACAACGCGGAUAUAUGCGAAUUAACGGAACAAUUAAGUGAUUUAAACUUAAAUCAUUCGAAUCGACCAACAAAACGACCUCCUGCUACAUAUAUGUGUCAUUUAUGUUUUCAAAAAGGCCAUUAUAUAAAGGACUGUCCAAAAGCACGACCUAAAGGGGAGGGAAAGACGCCUUAUCAAGGUAGAAAACGUUGUUUUGGUGAAUACAAAUGCCCAAAGUGUAAGCGGAAGUGGAUGUCGGGGAAUUCGUGGGCUAAUAAAGGACAGGAAUGUAUUAAAUGUCGCAUUAACGUUUUCCCACACAGACAACGACCAUUAGAAAAACCCGACGGUUUGGACGUUUCCGAUCAAUCGAAGGUACAUCCGCAACAUUUGUGCCAAAAAUGUAAAGAACUCGGCUUUUAUUGCAGAAGGGUUCAAUAAGGAUUAUAUUUCUAUGCAUUAUUAAAAAGUACUCUUAUAAAAUUUUAUGUAAUUAUUUUAUUAGAAAUCAAUAAAAAUCUUCAUUUAA
Molecule: messenger RNA, 1018 nt
Organism: Onthophagus taurus
Lineage: Eukaryota; Metazoa; Arthropoda; Insecta; Coleoptera; Scarabaeidae
Product: zinc finger CCHC domain-containing protein 24
Molecular function (GO): zinc ion binding; nucleic acid binding
Source: RefSeq, a predicted model, not a curated record